Microthlaspi erraticum is the source of this 618-nucleotide messenger RNA. Lineage: Eukaryota; Viridiplantae; Streptophyta; Magnoliopsida; Brassicales; Brassicaceae. The record is from the annotation of a GenBank genome assembly.
AUGGAUAACAACAACUCUAGAGCAGAGCAGUGGCUACAACACUACGAACAACACCACGUUCAAGAGAUGACUCCGUGCAAUAUGACGUCGUCAUCAGGAUAUUCCCUUCGAGACGGUGGUGCGACGGUGCACGAAGUUUCCGGAAGGAGAUCUAGGGCUUCAAGGAGAGCCAUACCAACGACUCUCCUAAACGCAAACCCUAGUAAUUUCCGAGCCCUAGUUCAGAAAUUCACCGGACGUUCUGCGGGAGGUGAAUCCAACCGUAGAAAAGGUCCCGUGACUCUGGACUUCGGGUCUCCGACUACAAUCUCUAACGAAGCUAUCUUUCCGGUCUCCCACGAUCGAAGUAACUACGAUCAUGAUCAAGUGCUUAACCGGCACGUGAGUAACGAGCAGGGUCACGCGACUUGGUCAUGUUCUGAAGCAACGACUUCGUAUCAGCUGGGUGAGGAAAGUAACUCGGUGGUUGAUCAAGAUCAUGAUCAUGAUCUGUUGAGGGAAUAUUCCGGGAAUAGUUGCUAUGAGGAUGGUUUGGAUCAUACUGAUUACUAUCAUCAUGAUUUUCACCUAGAAACGGCAAGUUUGGAGGAGUUUAUGAUGAGAGAUCUUGAUUUAUAG